AUGGGUUCCUCCUCCACUCAAAUUGGGCAUCACCAGAAGGUCGCAAAAAAAUGCGGUGACUCCAUAGUUCCGGCGACCAAAUAUCCUUCGUUUUCUCUCCCUUUCUCACUUUCAUCGUCAUCGUCUUCGCUAUCAUCUUCGUAUUUUCCUGAUGAUUCAUGGAUCCCCAAGAAGCUGCAGAACCACAACAAGGAGUACUCCAUGAAGUUGCUGCCAUUGCCGCCGCCGACAAUCCCACGGACCUCCAAAAACAACAGUUUCGAGGAUACGCUUACAAGGAAGAAAGCAUCCGCCGGCGCUUCCGACAGUUUCCGGCAAGUGGAUCCAUUUUUCGCUGCGUUGGUCGAGUGUUCCAAGGAAGACGGUGAUCAAGCGACCGAAAGGAAUCUCUGGACCGGAGCUAAGGUGACGAGGAGCAUGAGUGACCGGUUGGGGUUCAUAAAUCUGUACUCUUCGUGUAAAAGAAGUUGUGCGGUUUCGGAAUCAACAGUGUAUCUUCCCAGGUCACGAAGAACUGCUGGUUAUGGCCUAGUUAAUCACCGUCGCUCUCGUUAA
This is a messenger RNA of Hibiscus syriacus, 555 nucleotides long. RefSeq lists its product as uncharacterized. NCBI's taxonomy places the organism in Eukaryota, Viridiplantae, Streptophyta, Magnoliopsida, Malvales, Malvaceae. Bases 1 to 555 code for a protein of 184 amino acids. The record is from RefSeq and is a predicted model, not a curated record. The transcript has 2 exons.